Loxodonta africana (African savanna elephant) is the source of this 5100-nucleotide messenger RNA. RefSeq names its product apolipoprotein B-100. Gene Ontology annotation, cellular component: very-low-density lipoprotein particle; low-density lipoprotein particle; mature chylomicron. The record is from RefSeq and is a predicted model, not a curated record. Lineage: Eukaryota; Metazoa; Chordata; Mammalia; Proboscidea; Elephantidae. Gene Ontology annotation, molecular function: cholesterol transfer activity; low-density lipoprotein particle receptor binding. Gene Ontology annotation, biological process: lipoprotein transport; triglyceride mobilization; cholesterol homeostasis.
AUGGGGCCGCCGAGGCCCGCGCUGCUGCUGCUGCUGCUUCUCGCCGGUGGCGCCUCGGCCGAAUACCAAUUGUUGGAAAACGUUGGCCCCAGCUGUUCAAAAGAUGCAACUCGAUUCAAACACCUCAGGAAGUACUUUUACAAAUAUGAGGCUGAGAGUUCCAGUGGAAUCCCUGGGACCGCUGAUUCGAGAAGUGCCACCAAGAUCAAAUGCGAGGUUGAGCUGGAGGUCCCUCAACUCUGUAGCUUCAUCCUGAAGACGAGCCAGUGCACCCUGAAAGAGGUGUAUGGCUUCGACCCUGAGGGCAAGGCCUUGCUAAAGAAGACCAAGAACUCUGACGAGUUUGCUGCUGCCAUGUCCAAGUACGAGCUCAGGCUAACCACUCCUGAAGGGGAGCAGGUUUUACUUUACCCAGAGAAGGAGGAACCCAAACACAUCCUGAACAUCAAGAGGGGUAUCAUUUCUGCCCUUCUGGUUCCUCCGGAGACACGAGAGGCCAAACAAGUGUUGUUUCUGGAUACUGUAUACGGAAACUGCUCCAGCGACUUAACUGUUCAAACAAGGACAGGAAAUGUGGCAACAGAGAUAUCCAUUGAAAGGAACCUGCAGAAGUGUGAUCACUUCAAGCCCAUCAGCACAGGCGUUAGCCCACUUGCUUUCGUCAAAGGCAUGAUCCGCCCCUUGUCCACUCUGAUCAGCAGCAGUCAGUCCUGCCAGUACACCUUGGACCCCAAGAGGAAGCAUGUGUCAGAAGCCACCUGCAAAGAGCAACACCUCUUCCUGCCUUUCUCCUACAAGAAUAAAUAUGGAAUGAUGGCACAUGUUACACAGUCUUUGAAAUUUGGAAACACAUCUAAGAUCAACAGUCGCUUCUUUGGUGAAGGUGCCGAGGAGGUGGGCCUUGCCUUUGAGAGCACCAAGUCCACGUCACCUCCAAAGCAGGCAGAGGCCGUUUUGAAGACCCUUCAGGACUUGGAAAAUCUGUCGGUUUCUGAGCAGAAUGCCCAGAGAGCUAACCUCUUCAGUAAGCUGGUUACUGAGCUGAGAGGCCUCAGCAAUGAGGCUGUCACUUCCCUCUUGCCAAGGCUGAUCGAGGUGUCCAGCCCCAUCACUUUACAAGCCUUGGUUCAGUGCGGGCAGCCCCAGUGUUACAAUCACAUCCUCCAGUGGCUGAAAAGUAAGGAAGCCCACCCCCUUUUGAUAGAUAUCAUAACCUACCUGAUGGCCCUGAUUCCAGAGCCCCCGGAAGAGAGGGUGCGGGAGAUCUUCAACACAGCAAAGGAGCAGCAGAGCCGGGCCACCUUAUAUGCCCUGAGCCAUGUGGUCAACAAUUAUCAUAAGAUAGCCCCACAGAGGACACAGAUCCUGUUGGAUAUUGAGGAUUACCUGUUGGCACAGAUUCACAAUGACUGCACUGGGGACAAAGAUCACACCUACUUGAUUCUGAGGGUCAUUGGAAAUAUGGGUAGAACCAUGGAGCAGGUGAGCCCAAGACUGUCGUCUUCAGUCCUGAAAUGCAUCGAAAGUACAGAGCCAUCACUGCUAAUUCAGAAAGCUGCUAUCCAGGCCCUGAGGAAAAUGGGAUCUAACGAAGAGAUCCAGGAAGCCCUUCUUCAGGCUUUCUUCGAUGGUGCCUCUCCAGUGGAUAAGAGAUUGGCUGCCUAUCUCAUGCUGAUGAGGGGGCCUUCCCAGGCAGAUGUUAACAGAAUUGUCCAACUUCUCCCAUGGGAACAGAAUGACCAAGUGAAGAAUUUUGUGGCUUCCCACAUUGCCAACAUCUUAAACUCAGAAGAAUUGUAUAUCCAAGAUCUGAAAACAUUACUGGAAGAAGCUCUAAAAGGAUCUCAACUUCCAACCAUCAUGGAUUUCAAAAAAUUUUCCCGGAACUAUCACUUUUCCAAAUCUGUUUCCCUUCUAUCACUUGACCCAAUCUCAGCCAAAAUCGAAGGGAAUCUUAUAUUUGAUCCAAAUAAUUACCUUCCUAGAGAAAGCAUGCUGAAAACCACCCUCACUGUCUUUGGAUUUUCCCCAGCUGAUCUCUUCGAGAUUGGUUUGGAAGGAAAGGGCUUUGAACCAACAUUGGAAGCUCUCUUUGGGAAGCAAGGAUUCUUCCCAGACAGUGUCAACAAGGCUUUAUACUGGGUUGAUGGCCGAGUUCCUGAUCAGGUUUCCAGGGUCUUGGUGGAUCACUUUGGCUACACCAAAGAUGAUAAACAUGCACAGGACAUGGUAAAUGGAAUUAUGCUCAAUGUUGAGAAGCUGAUCAAAGAUUUGAAGUCCAAAGAAGUCCCAGAAGCCAGAGCCUACCUUCGCAUGUUGGGAGAGGAGCUUGGGUUUGUCAAGCUCAAUGACCUACAGUUCCUGGGAAGGCUGCUGCUCAGUGGCAUUCACAUUCUGCAGGGGGUCCCCCGGAUGAUCGGAGAAGCCAUAAGUAAAGGCUCAAAGAAUGACUUGUUUCUUCACUACAUCUUCAUGGACACUGCCUUUGAGCUCCCCACCGGAGCUGGAUUGCAAUUGCAAGUAUCUUCAUCUGGAGUCAUCACUCCUGGGAUGAAGGCUGGAGUGAAACUUGAAGUAGCCAGUAUGCAGGCUGAACUGGUGGCAAAGCCCUCUGUGUCAGUGGAGUUUGUGACAAAUGUGGGCAUCAUCAUUCCAGACUUCGCUAGGAGUGGGGUCCAAAUGAACACCAACUUCUUCCACGAGUCAGGCCUGGAGGCUCGUGUUGCCCUGAAGGCUGGGCAACUGAAGUUUAUUGUUCCUUCUCCAAAGAGGCCAGUCAAGCUGUUCAGUGGCAGUAACACAUUGCAUUUGGUCUCUACCACCAAGACGGACAUGAUUCUACCUCUGAUUGAGAACAGGCAGACCUGGUCAAAUUGCAAGCCUUUCUUUGUUGGCCUGAACUACUGUACCUCUGGCGCUUACACCAACGCCAGCUCCACAGACUCCGCCUCCUACUAUCCACUAACGGGGGAAACCAGAUUUGAACUGGAACUGCAGCCAACGGGAGAGGUAGAACAGUAUUCUGCCAGUGCAACCUAUGAACUCCAGAGAGAAGGCACAGCCUUGGUGGACACACUGAAGUUUGUAACUCAGGCAGAACGUCUGGAACAGGCCAAGGCUACUAUGAUGUUCAAAUAUAACCGACAGAGUAUGACUUUGUCCAGUGGAAUCCAAAUUCCGGAUUUCAGUGUUGACCUUGGGACAGUCCUCAGAGUUAGUGAUGACUCUGCUAAAGACAAAAAGUCUUACAAGCUCACCUUGGACAUUCAGAACAACAAAAUCACCGAGGUUACUCUCACUGGCCACGUAAGUUAUGACUCUAAGGAAGAAGGGAAGAUCAAAAGUGUUAUUUCCAUACCCCAUUGGCAAGCCGAAGCCAGAAGUGAGAUCCUCCCCGCUGGUCCCACACAAAACUGUUCCUCCAAUGGACUCCUCUGCUACAGCUUAUGGCUCAAUGAUUUCCAAGAAGUGGCGUGGCGCUAUGAUGAAGAGAAGAUGGAAUUUGAAUGGAAUGCUGGCACCAAUGUGGAUACCAAAAAAGUGGCUUCCAAUUUCCCUUUGGAUCUCUCUGAUGUUUCUAGAAGCUUGCAUACGUAUGCCAACAGCCUCUUGGAUCACAGGGUUCCUCAAACAGAUAUGACUUUCCGGCACAUGGGUUCCAAAUUAAUAGCUGCAACAAACACCUGGCUUCAGGAGGCACCCAGGAACCUUCCUUAUGCCCAGACUUUGCAAGAUCACCUCAGUGGCCUAGAAGAGAUGAACAUACAGAAAAUGGGAUUGCCAGACUUCCACAUUCCAGAGAACUUAUUCUUGAAAAGUGAUGGCCGGAUCAAAUACACCUUGAACAAGAACAGUGUGAAAAUUGAGAUUCCUUUGCCUUUUGGUGGCAAAUCCUCCAAAGAUCUAAAGAUCUUGGAGACUGUUCAGACACCAGCCCUUGACCUCAAGUCUGUGGGAUUCCACCUGCCGUCUCAAGAGUUUCGAAUUCCCUCUUUUACCAUUCCCAAGUUUUAUCCACUGCGGGUACCUCUCUUGGGUGUUCUGGACCUGUCCACAAAUGUCUACAGCAACGUGUACAACUGGUGCCUCCUAUACUGGCGGCAACACCAGCACAGAUCACUUGAGCUGAAGGCCCAGUACUACAUGAAGGCCAGCUCUGUGGUAGACCUGUUCUCCUACAGCGUACAAGGAUCAGGAGAAACAACGUAUAACCAUAGGAACACAUUCACAUUAUCAUAUGAUGGAUCUCUACACCACAAAUUUCUGGAUUCAAAUAUCAAGUUGAGUCAUGUAGAAAAAAGUGGAAAUAGUCCAGCCUCAACAUGUUCACUAAUAUUUGAGGCAGCUAGUGCCUGGGGACCACAGAUGUCUGCUUUAGUUCACUUGGACUCAAAAAAGAAACAGCAUUUGUAUAUCAAGGAAGUCAAAGUGGAUGGGCAGUUCAGAGCCUCUUCAUUCUAUACUAAAGGCAGUUUUGGCCUGUCUUACCAGAGGGAUCUUAACACAGGCCAGCUAAGUGGAGAGUCCAACCUGAGGUUUAACUCCUCCUACCUCCAGGGCACUAACCAGGUAACUGGAAGUUACAAAGAUGGAGCAGUCUCCUUCACCUCCACCUCUGAUCUGCAAGGUGGCCUCCUUAAAAAUACGGCUUCCCUGAAAUAUGAGAACUAUGAGCUGACUCUGAAAUCUGACACCACUGGAAAGUACAAAGACUUUGCCACUUCCAACAAGGUGGAUGUGACCUUCUCUAAGCAAAACGCAUUGCUUCGUUCUGAGUAUCAGGCUGAUUACAAAGCACUGAGGUUCUUCACCCUGCUUUCUGGAUCACUCAAUUCCCAUGGUCUUGAAUUAAAUGCUGACAUCUUGGGCACUGACAAAAUUAACAGCGGUGCUCACAAGGCAACACUAAGGAUCGGCCAAGAUGGAAUGUCUACCAGCGCAACUACCAACUUCAGAUAUAGCCCACUGGUGCUGGAGAAUGAGCUGAAUGCGGGGCUUGGCCUCUCUGGAGCCUCAGUGAAGUUAACAACAAGUGGCCGCUUCAGGGAACACAAUGCAAAACUCAAUCUAGAUGGAAAAGCCACCCUCACAGAGGGAUGA